GCUUGAACUGCAAACGGUAUAAAAGAGCUGAACUGAACUGAAAAUAAGUUGAGAUCUCCAAAUCUAACUAACACCAUGCUGCGGACACUGGCCAUCCUUCUGCUUCAUGCAGUAUUUGUUUUUGGAUGUGGCACACCUGCUGUGAAACCCGACACCAGUAGGAUUGUGAACGGCCAGGAUGCCCGUGCCCAUAGCUGGCCUUGGCAGAUCUCCCUGCAAGUGAAACAUGGAGCCCGUUAUCAUCACACUUGUGGAGGGACUUUGAUCGGUCCUCGCUGGGUGUUGACAGCUGGACACUGUAUCUGGCCGGGAGACAUUUACCGUGUGGUCUUAGGAGAGCACGACAUGAGCUUGCAGGAGGGCACAGAGCAGAUCAGAGACAUCCUGCGCAUCAUUGUCCAUCCAAGCUGGGACAUUGACCACGUAGCUGAUGGCAAUGACCUGGCCCUGCUGAAGCUGGAUAAGAGCCCUAUUAUGAGUGACAGCGUCAGCGUAGCAUGUCUUCCCCAGGCAGAGGAGAUCCUCGCUCAUGGGACCCCGUGUUACAUCACUGGCUGGGGCAACCUCUACACCCACGGGCCCAUGCCCGAUAAGCUGCAGCAGGCCCUGCUGCCCGUGGUGGAGCACAACAUUUGCAGUCGCAGCGACUGGUGGGGCGGCACCGUGAAGAAGACCAUGGUCUGUGCAGGAGGAGACGACGUAUCCGGAUGCAAUGGAGACUCUGGCGGUCCUCUCAAUUGUUUGGGUCGGGACGGCAGGUGGUACCUUCAGGGCGUUACCAGUUUUGUUUCAAUGAGCAAGUGCAAUGAAGUGAAGAAACCCACCGUCUUUACUCGCAUUUCUGCCUUCACCGAUUGGCUCAGUGAGGUUAUGCUGCACUACUGAGGCUCUGCCGGAUGCCACUUGGAAAAUAAUGAAGUCCCAGGAAGACAUUCUGCCUGUAUGGUCCGAAUUUGUUUCCAUUUUUUUAAACUCAGUAAAAGAGUUAUAGUCAAGCUAAAAAAAAACACCACUUGUAUUUAAAAAAAAUAAAACUUCAAACUGAAA
This is a messenger RNA of Cololabis saira (Pacific saury), 1047 nucleotides long. RefSeq names its product proproteinase E-like. The transcript has 8 exons. The record is from RefSeq and is a predicted model, not a curated record. Lineage: Eukaryota; Metazoa; Chordata; Actinopteri; Beloniformes; Belonidae. Gene Ontology annotation, biological process: proteolysis. The coding region runs from base 76 to 885 and encodes 269 amino acids. Gene Ontology annotation, molecular function: serine-type endopeptidase activity.